UUCCUCCCGAGGCCUGUCUGCUUCUAUUCCUAUUCCACCCUCGACACCACGUCUUGCCAGCGAAGCAUGCAGACGCAGCAGCAGCAGCAGCAGCAGCAUCAGUAGCUGUCUGUAUGUAAUCUGACAGACAGACAGACGUUGCAUCCAUCUUUUUCCUUUCCAUACCUACAUGGAAUCGACAACAUGCAUUUUGCCCUCAAUGCCAUGUCCUCGUCACCAUCUUUUCUCUUCUUCUUCUUCUUCUUCUUCCUUUUUCCCCUGUCUUCUUCCCACGUCAAGCAUCCCUUCCUUCAUGGGUGUUUCCCCUGCUCUGUUUCCCAAUAAUCCGACACGCGCGACGGAAGGAUCCCGUAGACCCCAUCUACGUCGACAUGUACAGUAUGACUACCCGCUGACUACAGACAUGGCGCAUGCCACCCUUUCACGGCAUCCGCACAUGACUGCUUCUCCAUGCGGUGCUGCCCUGCCCUGCCCUGUGCCGUAUUCCAUGUCAUCACUGCUUUGGCACAUCCCGCUGCCAGCCUGCAUCAUUGUGGCUUGCCACUCCACGUCUCCAUUCGAUCCACUUCAUUCUUCUUUUCGCCCACUGCAGUCGCCCAUGCAACUCCCGCCCGGCAUCGGCAUUCACCACCGCGUGGGGGACAAGCAUUUAAUCAAUGCGUGA
Periconia digitata is the source of this 664-nucleotide messenger RNA. The record is from the annotation of a GenBank genome assembly. Lineage: Eukaryota; Fungi; Ascomycota; Dothideomycetes; Pleosporales; Periconiaceae.